This is a messenger RNA of Melozone crissalis (California towhee), 1358 nucleotides long. Its product is annotated as zinc finger protein 787-like. The coding region runs from base 59 to 976 and encodes 305 amino acids. The record is from RefSeq and is a predicted model, not a curated record. Gene Ontology annotation, molecular function: RNA polymerase II cis-regulatory region sequence-specific DNA binding; DNA-binding transcription factor activity, RNA polymerase II-specific. Lineage: Eukaryota; Metazoa; Chordata; Aves; Passeriformes; Passerellidae. Gene Ontology annotation, cellular component: PcG protein complex; transcription regulator complex. The transcript is spliced from 2 exons. Gene Ontology annotation, biological process: regulation of transcription by RNA polymerase II.
GGGCAAAAAAGGAUUUGGGGUCACACUGAGAAAUUUGGGGGGCACAGCAGAAACCAAGAUGCAAACAAUCCUUUGGAAUUGUUUUGGAAUUGUGGGGGGAGGCGGUUGUGGUUUUCUGCUGCUCAGGGGGGUCCUGGGGUGUUUUGGGGUGCUCAGGGCCUCCCUUGACUCUGCAGGAGGCCCCAUGGAGCAGGACGAGCCGGACGUGGUGGAGCUGCAGGACUCGGAUGAGGGGGACGUGGUCCGGAGGGUCUUCAUUGCCGAUGACGGCAUCGUGAGUGACGGCGAGGCCGAGGUGCUGCCGCACGAGAUCAUCCGCACGGUGAUCCCGCACAGCCCCCUGCGCCCCCCGCCGCCCCGCGGGACCCCUGGCCCGGCCCCGGGGGACUCCGAGGAGGGCGGGGGGCGGCGGGGCGGGGGCCGCCAGCGCCCCUUCAUCUGCAACGAGUGCGGCAAGAGCUUCAGCCACUGGUCCAAGCUGCUGCGGCACCAGCGCACGCACACGGGCGAGCGGCCCAGCACCUGCGGCGAGUGCGGCAAGAGUUUCUCGCAGAACUCGCACCUGGUGCAGCACCGCCGCACCCACACCGGAGAGAAGCCGUACAGGUGCGGCCACUGCGGCAAGAGCUUCUCCUGGAGCUCCAACCUCAUCCAGCACCAGCGCAUUCACACCGGGGAGCGCCCGUAUGGCUGUGCCGAGUGCGGCAAGAGCUUCACGCAGAGCAAGAACCUCAUCAAGCACCAGCGCACCCACGCCGGGUCCGGGGCAGCGCGGCCGCGGCGCUGCGCCCACCCCGCCGGUGCCCCGAGGGCUCUGAAGGGGCCUCGGCCAGGGGGCGAGGGCGAGGGGCCUGCAGGGGCCGAGGGCGGCUGCGGGCAGGAGCCGCUGAUCUGCGUGGAGUGUGGGGAGAGCUUCGCCCGGAGCGCCGCGCUCAGGAGGCACCGCCGGGGGCACCGCCCGCUCUUCGUGCCCUGAGGGGACAUUGCGGGGACAGUGCCCGCUCUUUGUGCCCUGAGGGAACAUGGGGACGCUGUGGAGGGGGCACAGGGACAUUGGGGCACUGUCCUUGCACUGCUAGUGGCGCCACCCGCUCUUCGUGCCCUGAGGGAACAUGGGGACACUGUGGAGGGGGCACAGGGACAGUGGGGCACUGUCCUCGCACUGCUGGGGGCACCGCCCACUCUUUGUGCCCUGAGGGGCACGGGGACAGUGGCACCGGGACAUGGGGACACACGGAUAGUUGGGGCAUCAUCCGCUUUUCAUGCCCUGAGGGGACACCCUGGUGGGGACACAAGGACUGUUGGAUAAUGCUCUGGCAGAGCCUGUUGUCGGAGACCAGUGGGGACACACAGACAGU